AUGGCUCCUGGGUGGACCCCAGAACUUCUGGAUGCGUUUGGAUAUACAAGCUCGGAUUCCGUCCGAUUUGUCAAAUACCUACACGUUGACGGCACGAUCGUGACCGACAGAUGGCUCGGACUAGGCGCAUCAGGGCUUGUCGUUGAGCAGGGACCGUACGCAGUCAAACUGCCAGUCCUUUCACGAGAUGCCGAGGAGGAUGAAGAUGGAGUGCCUUUGAAAGUGUAUUCCUUGACACCCAAGAAGGGGGAGUAUGACGACCGAGCCAUCGCGGUCGAACAUAUACAAACCGAGAAGGCCAAUCACAUGACGACUAGGCAGCCACAGUGGGAUCCCACACGCCAGAUGCAGUUAUCCUGGUUCACCAAGCUAGCGCACACCCUGGUCUACGUCCACGAACGUCGGGUGAUUGUCUCGGAUAUUCGCCUGGACAAUUUCCUGCUCGACGAGUCCCUUGCGAUCCGAUUUUGCGAUUUUGGCAAUGCGGAGGCGAUGCCGCUUGAUUGGGAUCUGGAGGGGUCGGACAAGUACGGAUAUUCGAUCUCGAGUGACCUGGGACAAUUUGGCGCCGUUAUGUACGAAGUCAUCACCGGGCGCAAGUGUGCAUACGACUUGGUCUGGUUGGGUUGCGGAAUACCGGGUUACCCCCACGACGGGAAGAUCUGCCAGCAACCCAAGAUGUCUGGCUGGGAGCUCGCCGCAGCGCUGGACAAGGCCGCAGAAAUUCUCGAAGUUGAGACGGGGGCCGAAUCACCAAAAGAGACACAAGAGACGUCAGUGAAUGGCAACUGUUCGUCUGAGUCUGUCGAUCUUCCAUCAAUUUCUCCACAACCGGAGACUGAUUUGCAAAAAGAGACACGAGAACAAUCUACGAAUGACAACUAUUCGUCUGAGGUUAUCGAUCUUGCAUCCAUUUCUUCACAACCGAAGACUGAUUUGCCGAAAGAGACACAAGAACAAUCUGUGAAUGACAGCCAUUUGUCUGAGCCUGUCUGUCUCUUGCCGACUCCUUCGAAGCCGUGGAUUGUCGGAGACAAUACGCCGGCUCUUGCAACUUGA
Fonsecaea erecta is the source of this 1059-nucleotide messenger RNA. RefSeq lists its product as hypothetical. Gene Ontology annotation, molecular function: ATP binding; protein kinase activity. Bases 1 to 1059 code for a protein of 352 amino acids. Lineage: Eukaryota; Fungi; Ascomycota; Eurotiomycetes; Chaetothyriales; Herpotrichiellaceae. Gene Ontology annotation, biological process: protein phosphorylation. The transcript has 4 exons. The record is from RefSeq and is a predicted model, not a curated record.